This is a messenger RNA of Pisolithus orientalis, 852 nucleotides long. RefSeq lists its product as uncharacterized. The coding region runs from base 1 to 852 and encodes 283 amino acids. The record is from RefSeq and is a predicted model, not a curated record. NCBI's taxonomy places the organism in Eukaryota, Fungi, Basidiomycota, Agaricomycetes, Boletales, Pisolithaceae. The transcript has 3 exons.
AUGGCUGCCAUUGAACACUAUUGGGCCAUUAUUGGGGGCCCUCACAGCAGUGCAUUCAUGAUCCAGUGUAAAUUGGAGAAUGAGGCAAGGUGGGUUGCAGGAACACUUCAAGGCAUUGUGAAUUCACUGCCACAUGGGGCAGACCACACCCAAAUACUCACCACAUUUGACAUACCAUCUGUACAAACAUUGCUUGAAGAUGAAGCAGGCUUUUAUGUGAUCAUGAUUGGCUCACCUCCCAGCAUUCAUCACACAGUUGAGAGUGCCAAGCAUGUGGAAGGGUCAUUCAAAUACCCUAUAUGCAGGCACACCCCCUCAUUCUGGCUUGCAUUGGCAUUUGUGAUUGUUAAAGGCAUUCCUCAACACAUGCCACCUUUGGAGAUCAUUGUGGAGGUCCCUGAGAGCCCCAUUGAUACCUUGGGCAAACAGCUCCAUGAUUCACUGCAUAUUUCACCACAGACACCACAAAUAGCCUCAGCAUUUACAUCCCAUGCCUCAUCUUCUGCAACCUCUACCUCUUCCACUAGGCUGGAGACUGCAAUGAGUGACACAGAGCCAUCCCCCAUUAUAUACAGUCAUGUUCACAACCUACAUGGUAUAAUAUCAAGCCACUACUAUCCAACUUCUAUGAUGCCUGUGUGGACAUUAGCAUGCCCACUCAGUACACUAACCUCUCACUAUCUUGCUUCUCAUGGGUAUGGUGCUGAGGAUGUCAAUCUCAUCAUUGAAGUCUACAGAAAUGCACAUACAAGUGAACAGUUCAUCACAUUGCUUGCAAAGCAAGGCAUGGCCAUCAAUGAAGCAAAAUUUUUUCAGGAUCUCAUAGAUCUACAUAAUAGGCAUGAUAUCUAG